UCCCUCUUCUUCCCCUUCUCCUCCGACGACGACGACGAUCUCUCUUUCGCUUCUCUACCUCUCUCUCUCUCUCUCUCUCUUCUCUGCCUGUGUGUCGUUGGCCGUGGGAAAUGGCGACCUGCUUCUCCCCACUAUCGAUCUCCUCCUCCUCCUCCUCCUCCGCCGGUGGGUCUCAUCUGAAGGCUCGUGAGCUUGGCUUUCUCAAGUCAACUUCAUUUCGGACUGGACCAAGGCUGAAUAUCCAGAAGAAGUCAAAUGAAAUUGAAGACAAGAGGCGCUUUUCAGUUCGUGCUGAGUACCAUGAUGGUGGUAGGGGUGGAGGCAGUGAUUUUGUUGCCGGUUUUCUUCUGGGUGGUGCUAUUUUCGGAACGUUAGCUUACGUAUUUGCUCCGCAGAUUAGAAGAUCUCUGCUAAAUGAAGACGAGUAUGGGUUUCGGAGGGCCAAGAGGCCAAUAUAUUAUGAUGAAGGCUUGGAGAAGACCAGGCAGACUCUGAAUGCGAAGAUCAGCCAACUCAAUUCUGCCAUUGACAAUGUUUCUUCUCGUCUGAGGGGUGGAAAUAAUGCACCUAAUGUCCCAAUCGAGACCGAUCCAGAAGUAGAAGCUACCCUGUAGAUCAAUGUGCCUCAUCCGUCGACAAGCUUGGUAGAUGCGUUCGAUGCCUAUUUUGGACAGCAAAAGCAGGGAAGAGGUGGUGUUACGCAAGUAGGCGUGCUCUGAAGGGCAUGAUCCUGCUGAUUUCUGUUAACUCAUUUGGGUAUUGAUUUUUCUUGUGGUGAGCCGAGAAAGAAAUAACUGAAACAGCCAGCAUCUUUGAGUUUGCAGAUGCGUUGGACCGAUACUUGAUAUAUUUUCUUUUGUCUUCGCCCUGUGGACUAAAGUUGAGUACAAAUAUCGCUUCUGCAUUUCAACAA
Syzygium oleosum is the source of this 913-nucleotide messenger RNA. RefSeq lists its product as uncharacterized. The record is from RefSeq and is a predicted model, not a curated record. The transcript is spliced from 5 exons. Gene Ontology annotation, cellular component: chloroplast inner membrane; chloroplast thylakoid membrane. NCBI's taxonomy places the organism in Eukaryota, Viridiplantae, Streptophyta, Magnoliopsida, Myrtales, Myrtaceae. The coding region runs from base 111 to 614 and encodes 167 amino acids.